AUGGCAUCCAAGAUCAUCGUCGUUGGAGAUGUGAAUGGACAUUUCUCCGACCUCUUUGGGAAAUUGGCCAAACUCCACGCCAAGAACUCUUUCGCCUUCGCAGUCAUUGCCGGAAACCUCUUUGCGAACCCUGACACAUUAUCAAACGACCAAGGUCAAGAAGUUCAGAAGCUUCUGAGCGGCGAGAUCGAAGUUCCACUGCCAACAUAUUUCGCCCGUGGAAGGUCAUUCUCAGCCGCUGUUGUUGAGAAGCUCACAAGCAACGACGGCGAACUUUGUCCAAAUCUCAGUAUAUUGGGACGACGUUUUAAGACGUCCGAAGGUUUCAAGAUCGUGGCCAUAGAUGGAACUUACGCACCACCCACGGACGACUCCAUCGACGAGUACGCCGCCGUAUAUACUGAUAAGGAUAUAGAAAGCGCGAAAGACUUCAAGGAUGCAGGUACGUCUAGCUAAGGCUCCCCAGGGUCUCCGACUUCACCCCGGCUACAACGUUGGCUCAUGCCGAGAUAUCGUCUCGCACAUCUGAGUGAAUGCUUUUCACAUGUUCUGACACUUCCAUAGAUUUACUCAUCACAAGCGACUGGCCUGCUGAAGUUCGAGAUGGCUCACAUGUUUCAUAUGCAGCGGACCCACCUACAGGCGUGGAGAUCAUAAGCGAGCUCUGCGCAAUACUUAAACCUCGCUACCACUUCUCAACUUCUUCUUCCGUCUUCGAACGAGAACCUUUUUUCCAUCCACAAGAGCCACCACAACCAACAACUCGGUUCAUCAGUCUGGCACCGCUCAACAAUCCAAACAAGUACAAGGCCCUCUACGCCUUCUCUCUGGAACCAUCGGCACCGCCACCCUCUAACCUGGACGGUUGCACCGCAUCGCCAUUCGCGACUAUGUUCUCACGGAAGCGGAGAUUCGAUCAUGAUGGCGACGGCGGGCAGAAUGGCUAUCGCUUCUCAAAUGGUCAUCGCUAUCAUGACUGGGACGACGAUGGUCAGCAUCGAGAGUCCAAGCGGCGGCGGGGUGGAGGAAGGAGACAGGAGCCACGUCAACAGGAGUGCUUCUUCUGUCUCGGGAAUCGGACCGCAGAAACCCACAUGAUUACGUCCAUCGGAGAUGAUGCAUACAUGACAAUCGCAAAGGGCGCUCUCAGUACUCGAGACACCUUUCCUUCUGUCGGCCACCCACUCCAUAUGCUCAUCAUUCCGAUAUCGCACGCUCCAACCUUCAAUGCGAUCGAGUCAGAACUCCAACAACCAGUGCUCAAAGAAAUGCAACGGUAUCGCGAAGCGAUCCAUAGCAUGAUCGCAUCAAAGUCCACGAAAGGUGCGGAGGACGAGGCGCAACUUGGCGCAGUGACAUGGGAGAUCAGUAAAGGAAGUGGAGUUCAUCUUCAUUGGCAAAUUAUGCCAAUUCCGGUUAACAUGAUCAAGAAGGGGCUGGUGGAGGCCGCUUUCGAGGUUGAGGCCGAGAAUUUACAUUAUCCCAAGUUCGCGAAGAAGGCUUCAGACAUACAAGAGGCGGAGAAAGGCGACUACUUCAAAGCAAUGAUCUGGUCCGAGUCGAAGCAAAAGGACAUUGUCUUACCAAUGGACAAAGGCAUGCGAUUUGACCUCCAAUUCGGUCGGAGAGUCUUGGGCAAGCUGCUCGGGCUAGAGCGUCGCGCUCACUGGCGGGAUUGUCAUCAAAGUCUUGAGGAGGAGACUGCGGAUGCGGAAAUGUUCAAGGACAUGUUCAAGCAAUACGACUUCUCGCGAGUGGGAGAAGACGAUGGGCAGGCGGACGAGCAGCCUACAGGCGGUGAGCGGAAGGCCCCCGUGGAGCAAGGCGGAUGA
Lecanosticta acicola is the source of this 1832-nucleotide messenger RNA. NCBI's taxonomy places the organism in Eukaryota, Fungi, Ascomycota, Dothideomycetes, Mycosphaerellales, Mycosphaerellaceae. The record is from the annotation of a GenBank genome assembly.